UUAUGCAUUUGCCAGCGGCUUUUUACAUAUUUUGACUAUUUUUGUUAUAAGCAAGGGCAAGACUCGUAAACCAAUUAACAUAAUGCUGCGAAUCCUCCAGAAAAGAACCAGUCUAAUAAAACUGUUAGUACCUGGUCCGCGGCAUAAUCAAACUCUUUCGCAAACGGUGAUAAAGGAAAUCCCUGCAAUAAAACCAAUACGUAUUUCAAGUAGUGAAAAAACUGUGGGAAGAUGGUUUCUCGGGGUCAGCGGAAUGGUUUUUGUGGCAGUUGGUCUAGGUGGAGUUACCAGGUUGACAGAGUCCGGACUUUCUAUGGUAACUUGGAAACUUACGGGUGAACGGAUGCCCAGGACGCAGGAGGAGUGGAUUCAAGAGUUCACUCUCUAUCAGCAAUAUCCAGAGUAUAAGCUAAAAAAUGUUAAUAUGACAGUGGAAGAGUUCAAAUUCAUAUUUAUGAUGGAGUACAUGCACAGAAUGUGGGGUCGCGCCAUCGGCGGAUUCUUUUUCCUGCCUGCCGUAUACUUCUGGAGAAAGGGAUACUUUUGUGCAAAGACCAAGAAGAGUGUAUUACUAUUGGGCACCUUGAUUGGUCUGCAAGGUCUGAUGGGCUGGUACAUGGUUAAAUCCGGUCUAGAGGACCGGUUCCAAAAUCCCAAUGACGUACCGAGAGUAUCCCAAUACAGACUAGCUUCCCACCUGGCAGCUGCCUUUAUCCUGUAUUCACUGUCGCUGUCGAGAGCCAUGGCUCUGCUGAUUCCAACAAAUACUUUCGUAAUCCAAGCCAAAAAUGCAUUUAAUAUUAAAGGCUUUUCCCAUCUCACGAAGGCAAUGGUCCUAUUGACAGCCGUUUCUGGAGCUUUUGUAGCCGGGCUCGAUGCUGGAUUGGUGUACAACUCAUUUCCAAAGAUGGGGGACAGCUGGAUACCCGAUGACAUGUGGCAAUUUGAGCCGAUACAAAAGAACAUAACCGAGAACCCGACGACGGUGCAGUUUAAUCACCGCAUUCUGGGGAUCAGCACAGUCACCCUGACCACAGCACUGUGGCUGGCGACCAGAAGGAUGCAGCUCCCCAAGCGUGCCAAUUGGGCCAUUAAUGCUGUGGUGGCCAUGGCUUGGACUCAAGCCACCCUAGGAGUAACUACCUUGCUGAACUACGUGCCCGUUCCACUGGCGACUGCCCACCAGUCUGGAUCGCUUAUUCUGCUGAGUUUCGCCCUAUGGUUAUCCCAUGAAGUGCGAUUUUUAAAGUAUCUGCCAAAAUAAUUGAAAAUAAAUAAUUGUUUAUUCAAAGUAAACGCUUAUUUAUUUAA
Messenger RNA from Drosophila ficusphila, 1311 nucleotides. RefSeq names its product cytochrome c oxidase assembly protein COX15 homolog. Gene Ontology annotation, cellular component: mitochondrial inner membrane. The transcript has 4 exons. The record is from RefSeq and is a predicted model, not a curated record. Gene Ontology annotation, biological process: heme A biosynthetic process. NCBI's taxonomy places the organism in Eukaryota, Metazoa, Arthropoda, Insecta, Diptera, Drosophilidae. Gene Ontology annotation, molecular function: oxidoreductase activity, acting on NAD(P)H, heme protein as acceptor. The coding region runs from base 83 to 1264 and encodes 393 amino acids.